This is a messenger RNA of Culex pipiens pallens (northern house mosquito), 4168 nucleotides long. It is a transcript of the gene rad50, whose product is annotated as DNA repair protein RAD50. Bases 137 to 4072 code for a protein of 1311 amino acids. Gene Ontology annotation, molecular function: G-quadruplex DNA binding; single-stranded telomeric DNA binding; double-stranded telomeric DNA binding. Lineage: Eukaryota; Metazoa; Arthropoda; Insecta; Diptera; Culicidae. The record is from RefSeq and is a predicted model, not a curated record. Gene Ontology annotation, cellular component: nucleus; Mre11 complex; condensed nuclear chromosome. Gene Ontology annotation, biological process: double-strand break repair; telomere maintenance via telomerase; telomere maintenance via recombination. The transcript is spliced from 4 exons.
UUCGUGUGUCAAUCGAAGCAGCCGCUGGUCGCGAAAUUUCGUUGCCGGCAAUUAUUUUCACGUUUUGUCCUGUUUUUGUGCAAGUUGUUCAAGUCAGUAGAGUUGUCGAACGGUAAAUUUUUGAAGGGCGACGAAAAUGUCCACAAUUUGCAAGCUGGAAAUUCGCGGAAUCCGCAGCUUCGGCGUCGAAAGCGAGGAUGUUCAGAAAAUUAAAUUCCAAUCUCCGCUGACCCUGAUCGUGGGUCAAAACGGUUGCGGCAAAACCACCAUCAUCGAGUGCCUCAAGUACGGCCUCACCGGCGAGGUCCCGCCGGGAACCGAUCGCGGCAAGGCGUUCGUGCACGACCCGAAGAUCUUCAACACCGUCGAAUCGCUCGGCCAGGUCAAGCUGAUGGUGAAGGACUUCACGGGGAACCGCGUGACGGCGACCCGCUCGAUGAAGGUCUCCCACAAGGGCAACACCAAGCUGCCCAAGUUCGAGACGCUGGAUUCGGCCGUUACGAUCGAGGACGGUGCGACAGGGGAGAAGAAGACGCUGUCAAGGCCGCGCGUCGCGGACAUUAACAACGACAUGGCGGACGCGAUGGGAGUUUCGAAGGCGAUUAUCAACAACGUUAUCUUCUGCCACCAGGAGGACUCGAACUGGCCGCUGGAGGAGCCGAAGGAGUUGAAGAAGAAGUUUGAUGCUAUUUUCGAGACGACCGAGUACAAUAAGGUGAUUGAGAAGCUGAUCAAGAUCUCGAAGGAGUACAACGACCGGCAGAAGGAGAAGGCGGGGGAUUUGAAGUUGCUGGAGAAUAUUAAGAGUCAGGCGGAGAUGAAGCAGCUGCAGGCGGAGAAGGCCGAACGGAAGAAGGGCGAGAUGCGGAAGGAGGUGGACGGGUUGGAAGGGUCGCUGAAGCCGAUUCAUGAGCGUAUGGAGCAGAUUGCGCGGAUCGAGCGGGAUUAUUCGAAGCUGAAGCAGCAGGAAAUUGAGUUUAAGUCGAAAAUCCACACCAAAGAGGACCAACAGAGCAACCUUCGCUCGAAGAUUCGCACCCUGUUCAGCGGCUCGCUGGCCGAGCUGGAGCAGGAGAUUCGUUCGUUCCAGGCGUCGAUGGGCGGCAAGCGGUCGGAGUUGCGCGACGCCGAAUCGGAUCUCGCCUCGCGCAAAUCCCAGGAAAAGUCGCUCCAAUCCAAGCUUCAGGAGAUGGAGUCCCGCCGGGUUCAUCUGAUUGCGAAACGUCAGCAGGAGCAGGACUUGGGCGGCGAUCGGGCGGGGAAGAUUGUGGAGCUUUGUGGGCGGUUGAAGCUGCCGGCGAGCGGGGAUUACGAGGGUUCAACGGUUGACGUGGAGUCGGCGCUGGCGGCCAUCAAGCACGGCAUUCGGUCGGAGGAGUCGCAGGUGCAGGCGAUGGCCAAGGGGCACGACGAGGCGGACCAGGCGGCGCAGAAGGCGAUCGAUCGGCUGCGGGAGGACAAAGCGAAGCUGGAGUCGGACGUGCGCAUGAAGGGCCAGAUGGUGGCGGAUUUCGCACAGGAAAAGGCCAAGACGCAGACGGAGAUUGCGGCGAUCGAGCGUUCGGCGGAGACGCUGAAGAAGAUCGUCGGGGAGAUUGAGAAGUUGGAGCGGGAGUACGAGACGCAGAAGGCGAACACGAACGUGGACGGGAUGAAGCGAACGCUGGUGGAGAAGAAGGCCAAACGGGAGGAGCUGCAGGUCAAGUUGGACAAGGUUGAGGAGCAGAUUUCGGCGCUGGACGCGAUCGCGGCCAAGGCGACCGAGUUGGGAUUGAAGGAGCAGCAGCUGAACGGAAGGGAGGCCGAGUUCCGGCGCGUUCGCAACAAGCACUCGGACAAUCUGAAGCGACUCUUCCCCAGCAAGACCAUCGAGAGCAACUUCAAGCGAGCGGUUCAGGACCUGUACGAUGGCCUGCAGCGGCAGAUCAAACAGCUGAACGAGUCAACGCGUGCCGCGCAAGCGAUCGUCACGGAGAUGGAAACGACGCGGCGUUCGCAGAAGCGUGACCUGGACCGGCUCGAGCGAGAGCUGACCGAGAACCGGGAGAAGAUCUACGCCGCCUGCCAGGGUCAACCGUACGAGGAAGUGCUGUCCAAGCUGAAGGAGAAGAUCACCCGGAACAACCUGGAGCACGGCGAGCAGCGUUCCGCGGAGAUUCUAUACCGGAAGUACAUCUCACGCAUCGAGGACGACAGCUGCUGUCCGUUGUGCCACAAGGAGAUGGCCGGCUCGGACGCGCAGGACAUCAGCACGGAGCUGUCCGACGAGAUCCGGCGGCUGCCGGAGAAGAUUGAGAUGUUAGAGAAGCAGCUGAAGACGGAUCAGACGCGCUACGAUCGUCUGCUAGCCCUCCAACCGUACUCGGAGCGGGUCGAAAAACAGACGAUCGAGAUUCCCAAGCUCAAGCAGCAACUUCAGGAAACGGAACAACGUCUCACCCAGGCGUCCUCCGACCUUGAGGAGUACCAAAUGGCCGUUCUCGAGCCGAACUCGAGCGUUGCGCUGAUCAACUCGAUCCUCGGCGACAUGAGCAUUCUGGACGAGUCGGCCCGCGACCUGGACCGGAUGCGCAAGGGCGUGGCCGAGCUGCGCCAGGAGUUGGCGGACAAAACCCCAGGCGGCGGUUCCGCGGUUCCCCUAGACGACAUGAAGCUGGAGCGGGAAGUGCUGCGGGGAGAGCUGCGUGCCGAGCGGAACUCGAUCGACGAGAUGCAGAACCGAAUCGACUCGGAGACGGAACGGCUCAACGGACUGCACCAGCGCUUCAACCAGAUGAAGGAGAAGAAGAUCCAGCUGCAGGAGUCGGUGCAGUCGCUGGACACGAAGAAGGCGAAGGAAGUCGAGUUGGGCGAGAAGAUUGUGGCCUGCAAGAGCGAGAUGGAAGAUGCGGAACGCCGGCUGGGACCGGUUCGGGCGAGUCUGGCCAAGGAGGAAGAGGCCAAGUUGAAGGCCAAAGGCGAGAAUCGCGUCAAGCUGGGCAAAGCUCAGUCCGAGUUGGAGGGCCUGAAACGAAUGGAGGGCGAGAUUAUUCGACUCGGACGGGAGUUGGAUCAACUCGCCAGGUUGAACCUCACAGACGAAAUCGCCAAAAUGAAGCGCAAGCUGCUGGAAGUCACCGACGACAUCAAGAAGGUCGCCGCGAGCAUCGAAGAAAAAUCCACCAAAAUCGACACCCUCAAAAAGGAAAUCUCCAACCAAGACCUCAUCGAGCGUGACUUCCUCGACAAUCGCGACCUGAAGAAACUCACCGCAGAAACCCAAAUCCUCCAAGAAAAGCUCGACACCCUGCUCCGCAGCAUCGGCGAUCUGGACGCCCCGAACGUGGUCCAAGAACGCAACAAACUGCUCGAGCAGCGCGACUCCAUCCAAGCCAAACGCAGCGAAAUCACCGGCCAAAUCGCCGAACUCGAGAACCAACUCAAAGCCCUCCGCAAAGAGCUCGACCGGCCCGAGUUCCGCAACGCCGUCGCCAACUUCCACAAAACGUUCGCCGAAUCGGUCGUCCUGAAGAAAAUCAUCUCCGACAUCCUCAAGUACCGCAACGCGCUCGAGUGGGCCCUCAUGAAGUACCACGCGGAAAAGAUGGAGCAAAUCAACCGCUCGAUCUACUCGCUCUGGCGGGACAUUUACCGCGGCAACGACAUCGACUACAUCCGCAUCAAAACGGAGGACGAGUCGCGCGAAACGAAGGCCGUCGAAAAACGGCGCCAGUACAACUACCGGGUCGUGCAGGCGAAAAACGACGUCGAGAUCGACAUGCGGGGGCGGUGCAGUGCCGGCCAGAAGGUGCUCGCGUCGCUCAUCAUCCGGAUGGCGCUGGCCGAGACGUUCAGCAACAACUGUGGCGUGAUGGCGCUGGACGAGCCGACGACCAAUCUGGACCGGGAGAACAUUGCGUCGUUGUGUGAGAGCUUGCGGCGGAUCGUGACGGAGCGGGAGGGCGGGAAUUUCCUGCUCAUUAUCAUCACCCACGACGAGGAGUUUGUGACCAAGCUGGAGAAGUUUGAUACAUACUACCGGAUUGCGCGGGAUAACAACGGCAAGUCGUUCAUCAAGGAGGAGCAGUUAUAAUUUCUGGUUUAAGCAGUGUUCCUUUGUAAUGUUGUUAUUGCUUUGUUAACCUUAUUAAUUUCAUUAAACAUUCCCACUGUUGUAACUCAAAAUCCU